Messenger RNA from Brassicogethes aeneus, 3993 nucleotides. The record is from the annotation of a GenBank genome assembly. NCBI's taxonomy places the organism in Eukaryota, Metazoa, Arthropoda, Insecta, Coleoptera, Nitidulidae.
GUUUGUUCUGUUCAGUGUAUCAAUAGGGUUUUUAAAUAUUUUAUUGUUUAUGUGGGUUGAAUAACAUUUUUAAAAUGAAUCUUGUGUGGACCAUAUUUUUUGGUUUUCUACUGUUUUCCGAAGUAAAUUCAGAAUGCCUUAUGUAUGGAAACUGUCCAAAGGGGGAGCAAACAAAUUGUGUGAACAAACCAGGAACAAAACCUGUGCGCUUAAACAAAACGGACACGCAUUAUUCGGAAGCUCUGAAGGAUUGGAAACGCUACUGUGGCCAUGUUUCCGAACUAAAUGUUGCAAGCGAAUUAUGUUGCGACGUGAACCAAAUAAUAAACAUGGCCGAUGGUUUCAGAAAGGCCGAACAAAUUCUGGGAAGAUGUCCGACGUGCUCCAAAAACGUAUUUCACCAUUUAUGCCACUUUACAUGCUCACCAAACCAAACUGUAUUCUUGGAUAACGUAAAAACAAACACUACUGAAGAUCAUGUAACGUACGCGUUGGAUGUUGAUAUUCACCUGCGUAGUUCUUUCAUGGAUGACGUGUAUGAGUCAUGCAAGGAUGUUGCUGUUCCCCAGUCGGGGGGUACUGCAAUGGACGUCACUUGUGGGACUUACAACAGUUUGAAUUGCAACCCAGAUAGGUGGUUCGUUGGUAUGGGUCAUUCCGAAUUUGGUCCUAUGAAUCUAACAUUUAAACGACAACCUGAUAACUGCACUCAAUGUUUAAGGCUGACAGCUCUACCUUGCGAUGAAACCUUUGAAGGAGAUUUGGAAUGCAGCUGCACUGAUUGUAGGAAAAUGUGCAGCAACUUUGACUAUCCAGAAUUAACGAAAUUGUUUAAAGGAGAAGUGAUAUUUGUGGCAGUGAAUUGCGUGGUUGCCUUUUUGAUAACCGCUCUUAUUGUGGGUACUUAUUUGAUGAAAAGAAAGAGUUUCAGUCCUUCUCAAUUUAUAGCUUGCAAAUCAAACGAAUUUGGAGAAAAAAUAAACCACUAUUUGGAGGAUUUUUUUAGAAAAUUUGCUACAGGGAUCUCAAAACACGCAGUCAUUGUUUUGAUCAUAUCACUCAUUGUGGUAUGUUCAAUUACAACGGGUUCCUUCUACCCAAGUCCAUUAAAAAUCACCACAAGUCCAGUGGAAAUAUGGGCUUCCCCAACAAGCAGAAGCAGAAAAGAAAAGGAUUUUUUCGAUUCGAACUUUGGACCGUUCUAUAGAACCAAUCAAAUUUUCAUCAAAGCCAAGAAUUUGGAUUCCUUUCAUGUUAACAUAAGUGAUGAAGAAACUAAAAUAGGACCUGUUUUUAAUCAAAUAUUCAUGGAAAAAGUUUUUGAAAUCGAGAAGAAUAUAAUAAACAUCAAAAUUGAUGGCGAAGAAAUAUUAAAGAAUAUCUGCUAUGCUCCACUACGAACGCCUUUGGAUGACCCUAAAAAGGUGUCUAGCUCUAGUUGUGCUAUUAUGUCUAUGUCUGGUUGGAUACAAGACAUAUCCAAUGCUACAACCAACUACAAAGAAACUCUUAAUACGAUCCUGAACUGUUUAAGUAGCCCAUAUCAAUACUCAUGUUUAGCCACAUAUGGAGGUCCGAUUUUACCAGGAUUAGUAAUGGGGGGUAACACACAAUCGAAUUACUUGGACGCUACAGCCGUAAGUUUGACAUUUCUUGGUAAAAACAGCAUAAACGAAGACGAUUUGGUGGAUUCACUAAAAUGGGAAAAAGAGUUUGUAAAUUACUUAAAAGACUUCUCAUCCAAACUAACUGAUGAAGAUGUGAUAGAAAUUGCUUUUUCUGCGGAACGAUCCAUCCAAGAUGAAAUCGCAAGAGAGUCAAUGGGAGAAGUAUCAACUGUCGCAAUCAGUUAUUUAAUUAUGCUUCUGUAUAUUGCUCUAGCUCUUGGAAAAUUGAAGGGUGGUUUGAAAGAAACAAAAAUUUUGCUGGGACUCGUCGGAGUUCUAAUAGUUCUGGCUUCCGUUGGGUGUUCUUUAGGCAUUUGUGGCUACUUGGGAAUACCUACGACUUUAUUGACUCUGGAAGUUAUACCUUUUCUGGUUUUGGCAGUCGGUGUCGAUAAUAUUUACAUUAUUGUUCAAACUCAUCAAAGAACUCCAAAGUCUGAUAAGGCCCUGUCAGAAAGAAUAGGCGACACAAUGGCCAAAGUAGGACCCAGUAUGCUUUUAACGAGUUCUUCAGAAAUAUUUUGCUUUGGAAUUGGGGCCUUAUCCAAUAUGCCAGCCGUUUACACAUUCGCUAUGUUCGCGACCAUAGCAGUUUUAUUCGACUUGAUGUUACAGUUGACAGCGUUUGUAGCUUUACUCACUUUGGAUGAAAUGAGACGCGAGGAUAACAGAUGGGACUUUCUUUGUUGCGUGAAAUCCGAAAAGGGGAACAUUCCUGGAAAUGGUUUAGUUCACCAUAUUUGGGAGAAAUACAUUACGCCAGCUAUAAUGGGAUUUAAAAUAAAAAUAAUCAUCAUGCUAGUGUUUCUAGCAUCCUUAGUAUUUAGUAUAGUUUUCUUGCCAAAAGUUGAAUGUGGUUUGGAUCAAGAAUUGUCCAUGCCAACUGAUAGCCACGUUCUUAAAUACUUCCAAUAUAUGAAAGAGUUGAUGAGAAUAGGCCCCCCAACAUAUUGGGUCUUAAGGGGGGAUGUAGAUUAUACAGACCAAAAUUUACAAAAAAAACUAUGUGGAGGCGUCAAUUGUAGCAAGAAUUCUGUUGCCACACAACUUUUUACUGCUUCAUUGCAGUCUGAAUCAACGUAUUUAUCAGUGCAGUCGAACUCAUGGGUGGACGAUUUCAAAGAUUGGAGCGACUCUGAAAAUUGUUGCUUUUACAAUGUGAAUAGUAACAACACGUAUUGUCCGCAUGCUACUCACACGAACUGCAAGUCGUGUUCGUUUAGUGCAACGGGAGUGUCUCGAGAGGAAUAUUUCAAAAAAUAUUUUUCGUUUUUCCUUCUGGAAAAUCCAGACGUAGAAUGCGCAAAAGGAGGACAUGCUGCUUAUUACGGAGGUAUUGCCUACAGUGCAGAUGACGAUGGGAAUACUAAGAUACAGGCUUCCAGUACCAUGUCAUAUCAUAAUAUUCUGCGAGGUUCUAAAGAUUACAUAAGCGCGCUUAGGUAUGCCAGAUCUAUAGCGGAGAAUUUAACAAAAACCAUUGAUAUAGCAGGGGUAGACGUAUUUCCCUACAGUGUAUUUUACGUAUACUUUGAACAAUACCUGUCAAUUUGGCAGGACACUUUUGUAUCGCUGGCUUAUUCCUUGGCUGUCGUUUUUGGAGUGUCCUUUAUAUUAUGCGGAUUCGAUGUAUUUUCAGCCUUAACAAUAUUGUUAACUUCAACAAUGAUACUCACCAAUAUGUUUGGACUUAUGUAUCUCUGGAAUAUUACGUUGAACGCUGUUUCGCUUGUCAACUUAGUCAUGACGGUUGGUAUAGCUGUAGAAUUUUGUGGGCACAUAGUGCAUCAUUUUAAGAAAUCUCAGAAAAUAACGGCAGAAGAAAGAGCUAUAGAUGCUUCCAUCAGCAUGGGAAGUUCAGUAUUCUCUGGAAUAACACUUACCAAAUUUUCUGGUAUAGCCGUAUUGGCGUUCGCAAAAUCUCAAAUAUUCCGAAUUUUCUACUUCAGAAUGUACCUGGGUAUGGUGAUAAUUGGAGCAUUGCAUGGUCUAAUAUUUUUACCAGUGUUUUUAAGUUUUGCUGGCACCAUAAAAUAUCCUUGCAAAAAUUCAGAAUCUGAUGAAGAUGAUAUAAUUAUACCAGGAAAAACGAAUAGUUUUGAAACCUUGCCAUCAAAUGAAUUAAACGAAAAAUAUUAACUCAAAAAACUCAAAAGUUUCAAAUACAAUUGGUGGUUGCCCACAUCAUUACAACUUAAGGGAUAUUAAAGUUUUGCAGAUAAAUCUGAACAAAUUACAAAAAUCCUUUAUUUAUUUUUAGGUUAAGUUGUAGAUAUUAACUUUUUUAUAUUUAAUUUUGGUUGUAAUAAAAAAAAUAUUAACAUUA